Mauremys reevesii (Reeves's turtle) is the source of this 1544-nucleotide messenger RNA. It is a transcript of the gene HSPB7, whose product is annotated as heat shock protein family B (small) member 7. The transcript has 3 exons. Bases 180 to 662 code for a protein of 160 amino acids. Gene Ontology annotation, cellular component: cytoplasm; nucleus. NCBI's taxonomy places the organism in Eukaryota, Metazoa, Chordata, Testudines, Geoemydidae. Gene Ontology annotation, biological process: heart development. The record is from RefSeq and is a predicted model, not a curated record.
CUGGCUCCAUCCACCCAGCCUGCUAUAAAGGGGACAGUGGCAGGGACACCCAAAACAAGCUCCGAUUCCCAUUUUCAUCCAGGAGGAGAGACGAGGAUUCCCCCCCCACACACACCUGUGGUUGGUUGAUUGGUGGGUUGUUUCUCCUUCCCCCGCCCUCCACAAGGCCCUGGAGGUGAAUGAGCUUGAAAUCUUCCUCUGCCUUCCGCUCGGAGCGCAGUUUCCACCAGAACUCCUCGCCCACCCCCGCCCGGGAGCAGCACAUGGAGAAAGCCCGCGGGCUGUUCGGCGACGACUUCGGGAACUUCCUGAGGCCGCGCACCGAGCCCCUGGUGUUCCCAGCCCGGCCAGGCAACAUGGGGAACAUUAAGACCCUGGGGGACACCUACCAGUUUGCCGUGGACGUCAGCGACUUCUCCCCCGAGGACAUCAUUGUCACCACCUCCAACAACCAGAUCGAGGUCCACGCCGAGAAGCUAGCCGCAGAUGGGACCGUCAUGAACACCUUCACCCACAAGUGCCAGCUGCCUGAAGACGUGAACCCCACUUCCGUCACCUCUGCCCUGGGUGUGGAUGGCACCCUCACCGUCAAAGCCAGGCGGCACCCAGCCAAACACACAGAGCACGUCCAGCAGACCUUCCGGACUGAAAUCAAAAUCUGAGUGGCUGGCGCCGGGGGGGUGGGGCGGGGUGGGAUAUGGGGAAGCAGCUGGCCUGAGAUGCCCUAGAAACAACUCUUUAAAGAGCAGCUGGGGCGUCUUUCAAAGCUUCAACAAAAGCAAGGGACAUUGGGCCAAAUUCUGAUCACAGUUACACCGGCAUAGGGGCAAAGUCCUGGUCCCACUGAAGUCACUGGGGGCCAGAUCCAGCAGUCUGACCCCAGUGACUUCAUCUGACUGCAGCGAAGUCCGGGGAGCGAUGCACAUUUCCACCAGCUCAGGAGCUGGCCCCGCGAGUUCUGCUGUUGACUUCCAAUCGGCCCCUGCGCCUGACUCUGAUGAGAGAAUGAUUUAGCCCUGGCACCACUUAGGAGUUUUGCCAUGAACUUCAGUGAGAGCCGGAUUUGGCCCUGGCUCCUCUGGAUUUACACCAGCGUAACUGAGAUCAGGAUCUGGCCCGAUGGGCUUGUGCUGACGCGACUGGGAGGGAAGUUUAGCCCCCAGUGUGUAACCUGGAACCCUUGUCCCAGGCUAGUAGGUGUAGCAGGUUGUCCCACCCUAGGGAAGUAGGCAGUGAGGUCCUGAGCUGACCGAGGGCCGAGCCCUCCGGAGGUUCAAAUAACAAUCUCUGUAUAGGGAGAUCCAGGCAUUCACCUUAUUCAUUUAUAAGACUAAAUUCACUGGGCCUGAUUCUUCUCUGACCCUGGUUUUACACUGCUGUAGACCCACUGAAUGGAGUUACUCCUGAUCUACACCUGUGUGAGAGGAGACUCGAGAGCACUGACUUCAGCGGAGCUUACCCCAGGGAUGGAUUUGGCCUAAUGAGAAGAACUCGCCAGUUUCAUCCCUCGGACUGAGCUCUACCUGAGAGAGAUGGGAGCAGAA